AUGGCGAGGAGGGUCAAGGACGAUUCGUCAAAGAGCCCCGACGGGCCUUGGUGCCGUCGAGAAGGGUGGGUUAUUCGCUCCGGUACAAAGGUCCGCGGAGGCGAAGGGGGUUGCACGGCAGUGGACAGAUGCCAGGAUCUCAGGAAAGACGGGGCGGCAGGAGGAAGUCCGAACCGAACCGAGAACAGAGAGGAGGGUCCGGAGGAGAAAGGCAAGGAUAGCGGCGGCAAUUCCUUUUCAGCGAACCCACUGACAGAUGGAGCUCUCGAUAUAUCUGAAUUGCCUACGCGUACUCAACCCAUCCACCCUCUCUACGUCUACGGGGCUGUGGGGAAAAACGUGGGUGUUCAAGCGGCCGUUGAUGCGGCUGUAGGACUGGCUGCCUCUGAGGCUCUAAGUCACGUUGCAUCUUUGAGCGAAGCCUUGCAGAAGCUGAGUGAAGUGCUUCUUCGCAAGGGUGGCCAGCCGGCUGGCGGAGCUGAAGGAGAGAACCGAGGCGCUGCCGCGGCAGAGGGCGAAAUACACACAGUCCCGCCACUGGAGAGCCUGAAACUUCCUCUUGAAGGCUCUGAUGCCUCAGACGUCAUCGCGGCAGCGCGGCAGAGGUUUCGGGAGGUAGCAACUGCCUCCCUUGCGAAGUCGGCGGGUAGCUCAGAGUCAUCACAGCGGCCGCAGGAGACUGAAGUGGCAACCGCGAUGGCAGAGGGCGAGAAACAGCUUGAGUCGAUUCUCGACGCCUCUCUCGGAGCAUUAUUUCAGCAACAAAUGAGCCUCUUGCUCCUGCACAUUGUGCAGAGGGUUACUUCGUCCGUGUCUUCAGGAGCCUACGGGUCCGAAAAACCCGCGCAGCGAUCCGAGGCCGUCCGUGGCGGACUGGCUAAGCACGCACCUUCGCCUGUGACAGCCUGUGUCCAGGAAUUCGAGAGCUUGCUCAGACGGGCUGUGCCGAAUGCGGAGCAGAGACGGCGAUGGGGGGCGAAUUCGCUCCGGUUGCAGCUGCAGAGACACCUUCUGAAUUGGGAAAAGGAGAAAGAUGUCGAGAAGAACAGAGAAAUCCGUCAAACCCGGAGUCAACAGGCUCUCCUCCAAGUUCUUCAAAGACAGCAAGAACAACUCGAACAGCUGCAACAGCACAUCCAGCAAUCUCAGCAAGCAACGCCGGUGUCCUUUGGGGCAGCCUACCGGGUUCCUGACACCAAUCUCCAGCUCGCUGCGGCCGCAAGACAAGGAAAGUUACACAUCAACGUCAGUUGCCUCCCAGACGAGGCGGCGGCGGCUGGAGCAGCCGGAGGCAUCCUGGGGAACCAGGGAUUCGUCAAGGGUGUUGAAGCAGCUGGUAACUUGGGGCUUAGUGUAAACUUCGGGAUUUAA
This is a messenger RNA of Neospora caninum, 1371 nucleotides long. RefSeq lists its product as hypothetical. Bases 1 to 1371 code for a protein of 456 amino acids. Lineage: Eukaryota; Apicomplexa; Conoidasida; Eucoccidiorida; Sarcocystidae. The record is from RefSeq and is a predicted model, not a curated record. The transcript has 2 exons.